This is a messenger RNA of Ictalurus furcatus (blue catfish), 2765 nucleotides long. Its product is annotated as BOLA class I histocompatibility antigen, alpha chain BL3-7. Bases 201 to 1280 code for a protein of 359 amino acids. The transcript has 8 exons. Gene Ontology annotation, biological process: immune response. Gene Ontology annotation, cellular component: external side of plasma membrane. NCBI's taxonomy places the organism in Eukaryota, Metazoa, Chordata, Actinopteri, Siluriformes, Ictaluridae. The record is from RefSeq and is a predicted model, not a curated record.
CUGUUUAUCUUUCGACACUUAAAACAGAAACUUGGAAACCUCGGUACCAGAAGUGAAAGUUGGAGUUUUAUUCAGUUUUAUUCAGUUUUAAUCGCUAAUCCUGCUCUGUGAUAAAUACUGAGUAAUGUUUACUCUCCGGUGUGUCCGCGCCUGUAUAAAGGACUUCACCUCAUUUUGUUAGUUAAAGUCCACACUGUAAGAUGUUAAAACUUCUUCUGUUUCUCACAUUUUCUCCUCUUUCAUCUGCAGUCACACACACUCUGCAGUACCUCUACACUGCAGUCACACCAGGAAUAAAUUUCACUGCUGUUGGUCUGGUGGAUGGAGAGCAGUUUGUGUUCUACAACAACAACAUGAUGAGGAUCUCGGAGUGGAUGAAGAAGGCAGCAGCUGAUGAUCCACAUUACUUGAAGAAAGAGGAGCAGUAUGUGAAGGAUCAACAGGACUCGCUCCAAAACAUUGUCACUACAGUAAUGAAGAUCUUUAAUCAACCUGAAGGAGUUCAUACAGUACAGAGGCUGUACGGCUGUGAGUGUAAUGACGGCACCACUAGAGGAUACGAUCAGUACGGUUAUGAUGGAGAAGAUUUCAUCAGUCUGGAUCUGAAAACUGGAACCUGGACUGCAGCUAAUGAUGAAGCUGAGAACUUCAUAAACGUGUGGGAUCCUACUGGAGAUAAAGCUAAACGCUGGAGGGACUUCGUGGAGACUGACUAUAUUCAUCUGUUACAGAAGAUUCUGUAUUAUGGCAAGGAAACUCUGGAGAGGAAAGUUCCUCCUACAGCGUCAGUGUUCCAGAAACACUCGUCUUCUCCAGAGGUGGUGUGUCAUGCUACAGGUUUCUUCCCCAAAACAGUGAAUAUCACCUGGCAGAAGGACGGAGAGGACGUGCAUGAGGGCGUGGAGCUCAGAGAGACGUUACCCAACCAGGAUGGAAGCUUCCAGAAGAGAAGCAUUCUGACAGUCUCAGCUGAGGAUCUGCAGAAACACGCCUACACCUGCGUGAUUCAGCACAGCAGCUUGGAGAAGGAGAUGGUGCUGCCUGUGAGCGAGCGCCGAAUCCUGAAUCCUGGUGGAGGAUCAGGUGGAGGAUCAGGUGGAGGAUCAGGUGGAGGAUCAGGUGGAGCUCCAAUCGGUAUCAUCGUUGGUGUAGUCGCGGUUCUCCUGGUUCUCGUUGCCGUUGUUGCUGGAAUUGUGGUCUGGAAGAAGAAGAACUCUGGCUUCAAACCUGUUCCACCCAAACCCGCCUCUGAAGGAGAUUCUUCCUCCAACAACUCUUAAAGUGGACUGUGUGUGUUCCCGCUGCACUGAGAGAGAGAGACGAGGAGAGGGAGAUGAGGACCACACACACACCCUGCUAAUACACACACCACACACACCACACAUACACACACACAUACACACACACACCACACACAUACAUACACACCCCGCUAAAACACACACACAUAUUAUUCCAGUGGGUAAUCUUGGUGUAUAUUUUUUCCUGUAUUUGGAUGGAGGAGCAUUUCAUUGUGAAUCUGUUAUUGCUGUAAAAUGGGAUUAUUAGGGAUCGAGUUAUUUUUUCUUUGUAACUUCUCAUAGUUUUGUAAGAGACUGGGUUUGAUGCGAGUGUCUUUACUGCUGUUCUGUUCUGUUCCACUGAGCUCAGCACUGUAGGAUCCUGCUUUUCGUGGUGUGCUGAAAUCAGUGACCGAUCAAAUUGUGACCAGGAGUCGCUGUUCAGCAAAUAUUCACACUGGAAUGUGCUUGAUGCCCGUGGGCAAGCUAGAUUUUGUCACGAGCAUCGAAAUGCUUGUAUAGAGAAGAAAUAAAAUAUUAAUGCUACUGUUGUUGUCUGCUGCUAGACAGCUGAUGUGUUACUACUAUAAAUGGUUUUAUGAGAAGAUGUUUUACAGUAGCGCUUGUUGUUCUGUUUAACAUCCUGAUUGUCUGAAAGGCUUUUCUUUAUUCUUAUAACUAUUUACUGUAAUUACCCAGUAAUGUUGGAGAUCCUAUAGUUUGUUCUUUACAAAUGCAUUUUACUCAAAGAUAUGUUACAGUAGUCUAGGGUCACUGAACCUGACAAGUCAAAAUGUAUAGCUACCGAAAUAUGUUACCCCUCUUUAUUUAAUAACACUGACUAAUGUUCAAUAAAGUAACUCAUGAUAUGUCAGCUCCUCUUCUUUCUAUGUUAUGAAGCAUAUUGAUAGGAUAUUGAUAUAUUUAUAGAUAUAGUACGGUUAUUAUAGCAUUAUAGCUACUGAAAUGUGUUAACCCUGUUUACUCUAACUGAGUUUAGAAAUAGUAGCUGAUUUAUUACUGGGUCUAAAAGGAUAAGCUUUAUAUUGUAUAAUUUGACAAAAAAUCUCUUCAUUACAUCAGUAGAAAACGUGUGAUUACCCCAGACAAUUUCUAGCUUCGCCUCUACUGAGAAAAGAACAGAAGUGUAAGGAAAGUUUUUUUAAUUGGUUGAAAAAUUCUGUAUGAACAAUCAUCCCUUUAAUCGGGUAUUGUGCAUUUUCUUCACUUUUGUAUAUAUGUUCACCGGCUGUAGGGGUGUGGCUGAGUUACUUUUUUUUCUGUUUUUCUUUGCUUAGGUAGUGAGGGAAGUAUACGUGUAUUUUCUUUCUUUUCCUUGUAGGUAAGCUAGCUUCCUAAACAAUAGAAUUCUUUUGUUUAUUAUUUUGGCCUUGGCCCACCCUGAAGAUAUGCCUGGUUUGGUUAAUUUGUACAAUUAUAUGUAUAUACUGUCUGUUACAAUAUACCACAACCUUUUUCACACAA